GGGGGAGGGAGCACGCCCACUAAAUUGUUGUACACAGUCGAGAUAUUGAUUUUGCAGGCAGCCGAGAGGAAAACCAGCAACCGAGCACCCCCGCGCGCGCGCCACUCUUACGUUCUGGAAGAAAAAAUCGAAGAUUGCCGUGCAGCUGAAACGCCAAAAGGCAGAACGUGCGGAGCAAGCGAAGCGAGUGAAAGUGCCAGCGAAGAAGUAGAAUUGGAGCACUAAUUUUCCAUUUGUGCCACAGCUACCCCGUGACACUAAACACCAAAGAAGUAGCGUAACCCGCGCAGGGCAGCAGCAGCGCACCCCCAGAGGAGCACCCCCGCAGUAGCAGCAGCACCAUCAGAGGAGCACCCCCACGCAGCAGCAGCAGCAGAGGAAAAGUGCACGCCGCCAAACGCGUCGCGGCACCACCCAGGCACCACCACCCGACACCACCAACACCACCUCCUUAAUUCAUUCACGUUAAUUGGAGUAGGAAAGAUUCAGCAUCACCAUGGCUUUCGCUGGUCUGAAAAAGCAAAUCAACAAGGCCAACCAGUACAUGACCGAGAAGAUGGGCGGUGCUGAGGGCACCAAGCUGGACAUGGACUUCAUGGAGAUGGAGAGGAAGACGGAUGUGACCGUGGAGCUGGUGGAGGAACUGCAACUGAAGACAAAGGAGUUCCUGCAACCGAAUCCCACGGCCAGGGCUAAAAUGGCAGCUGUGAAGGGCAUAUCGAAGCUGAGCGGGCAGGCCAAGUCGAAUACAUAUCCGCAGCCGGAGGGCCUUCUGGCGGAGUGCAUGCUGACUUAUGGGAAGAAGCUCGGCGAGGACAACAGCGUGUUCGCGCAGGCGCUCGUCGAGUUCGGCGAGGCGCUAAAACAGAUGGCCGACGUCAAGUAUUCGCUGGACGACAACAUCAAGCAGAACUUUUUGGAGCCACUGCAUCAUAUGCAGACCAAAGACCUCAAGGAGGUAAUGCAUCAUCGCAAGAAGCUGCAGGGCCGGCGUUUGGACUUUGACUGCAAGCGUCGCCGGCAGGCCAAGGACGAUGAGAUUCGUGGUGCCGAGGACAAAUUUGGCGAGUCCUUGCAAUUAGCGCAGGUCGGCAUGUUUAACCUUCUGGAGAACGACACCGAGCAUGUGUCCCAGUUGGUCACCUUCGCCGAGGCACUAUACGAUUUUCACUCGCAGUGCGCCGAUGUGCUGCGCGGCCUGCAGGAGACGCUGCAGGAGAAGCGCUCCGAGGCGGAGAGCCGGCCACGCAACGAGUUCGUGCCCAAGACGCUGCUCGAUCUGAACUUGGACGGCGGUGGCGGCGGCCUCAACGAAGACGGCACGCCGUCUCACAUCAGCUCGAGCGCCUCGCCGUUGCCCUCGCCGAUGCGUUCGCCCGCCAAGUCGAUGCAGCAGGCCGUGACCCCUCAGCGCCAACAGCAGCCCUGCUGUCAGGCGCUCUACGACUUCGAGCCAGAGAAUCCUGGAGAGCUGGGCUUCAAGGAGAACGACAUCAUAACGCUGUUGAAUCGAGUGGAUGACAAUUGGUAUGAGGGCUCCGUGAAUGGCCGCACCGGCUACUUCCCGCAGUCCUACGUCCAGGUGCAGGUUCCGCUGCCCAACUAAGCUAAUCCCGAUCCGGUCUCCCAAUGCUACCCCCUAUCCCACGUCCCCCAGACCCAUAUAUCCCAUAUAAAAAUCGUAUCGUACUGGCUGAAGAAUGAGAUAUGUAGUAGUAGUAGAUCGCAGAUUGGAGAACAAUAACCUUACAUGUUGGUUUCGCCAUCAGAGGCGCAGUUGGACAGCAGCAGCAUAUGCAAAUAUAUAAAUAUAUAUAUAGUUGAAUUAGAGGCGGGUUACUACGGUUACGGAUUGCGGAUUGCGGAAAAAAAGAUAUUACGGCUUAGCUAGCUAGCACAGCAGCACGACAGAAGAUUGAUUCAUGGUGGCCAUAGAAGCAUAAAGCAAGCUAACUAAAUUUUAUGUGCGAAAAUUUUACCAGUUGGCAAAACAAUAAUUAACAAAUUAAUUACGAGUUAAAUUAAUGUACGUACGUAUAACUAACUAAAUUUACAAAAUGUUACGCGCGCAAUGCAAUGCGACACUUCCUUGCGUUUCCAAUUUUAAUUCUAAAACGUCAGCGUUCGAAGCAACCUCUUAGUGCUAAACUGAAAACUAAUUCAAGGCAAGAAGUUAUAUAUAUUUAAUUCAGAAUCAGCAAUAGGUCGGCAGAAGCAGCUCUAGCGUUCUUGCACAUGUAUUAAAAAUAAAAAGCAAAAAAAAAA
Messenger RNA from Drosophila bipectinata, 2265 nucleotides. It is a transcript of the gene EndoA, whose product is annotated as SH3 domain containing GRB2 like, endophilin-A. NCBI's taxonomy places the organism in Eukaryota, Metazoa, Arthropoda, Insecta, Diptera, Drosophilidae. Gene Ontology annotation, biological process: synaptic vesicle uncoating. The record is from RefSeq and is a predicted model, not a curated record. Gene Ontology annotation, cellular component: cytoplasm; presynapse; glutamatergic synapse. Gene Ontology annotation, molecular function: protein binding.